AUGGCUGACGAUAGCAGCACAGUGGUGGUCAACUGGGACGGCGCCACCACCCCGGCCACCGCCGGAGGGACGACGUCGGACUCUCUCGUCCAUUGCACAGGGCCGCGGCCGACGCGGCGUGUCUGGUCGCCCAGCUGCCCUCUCUUUCACGAGAGAGACUCGUUGCGCGUCAACCAACCGGCAUCUGUCGAACUGCAGACACAGCCGCCUCUCAUCAUGAGAGAGCUCACGGUGGAGGAGGCUUUGGUUCACCCGCACCCGCUGAUUGCACCGUUUCUGACUUGCGUGGGCGGGCCGCAGGGAGGACCCGCGCCCAUGGGGAUGCAUGCGGGGAUCCCUCGGAGUGGAGGGGGCGCGGGGGAGGAGUUGCGAGACUUGAAUAAGCCUGCUGGGGCUGUUGAUGCUGAUGAUGAUGCUGCUGCUGCUGUGCAAGACGCGAGCGGGGAGGUGCAGAUUCAGCGCAUGCUGGCUGGGCUGUCGCACCUCGCACGCUUCCUGCGCCUGCAGCAAGCACAGCAGCAGGAGGCAGCGGCAGAGGCAGAGGCAGAGACGGGGGCAGAGGAAGAGGCAGAGGCGGAGGCAGAGGCAAAAGCAGCGGCGGAGGCAGAGGCAGAGGCAGAGGCAGAGGGAGGGGAAACGGUGCUUUCAGACCGGGUGAUGGCGAGGCUGCAGAUGGGGAGAGGCAGCGAGGACGAAAGGCAGCAGCUCAUGGCCGUCCUUCUGGCGCUCAAGCAGGAGGACGAGAAACAGCUUCCGCAGCAAAAGCAGGAGCAGAAGAAGCAGCAGCAGAAGCAGAGCCUAUGCAAGCGGCAGAAGGGGCACGAGCAGCCAGGGGUCCCCCAGGCUCUACAAGUGCAAGAGACGCAGGAGCAGCAGGAGCAGCAGCGGCAGGAGCAGCAGCACUGGGAGGAAGGAGGGAAAGAGGAGGUUUGGCUGUCAGCUUUCUCGGCUUUUCCAGAGGCCGGAACAUCAGCGAAGCAAGUGGAGACCACCCUUGCUUCUACCUUUGCUCCUAGAUACGGCCCAGAUGGCGCUUUGCAUGUUGCUAGUCGGUUGGAGCACAUGGGAGGGCGACAUAUGGAAAGGAGCCGCAGCCGUGGUGGCAGUGACCCUGAGUUUGCUCUGCGUGGCAGUAGCACCAACCCCAGCAGUGUCAUGAGCAACGGGAUCCACAAUAGCAAUGUGAUGGUGGGAGCGCGUGGCACCAACAGUAGCCUUUUCAGCAGCACUGCCACCAACUCAGCGAGCGAUGCGGGAAGGAAGAGGAAAAGCCCAGAGCGCCCCACUGGUUGCGCUACAGCCGCAGCUCACACGCAGCAGCACGCCAGGCAGGCCUCCCAUGCGUGCUACAGCCGGAGCGUGCUUGGGCCGGGCAGUGCCUCGUUUUUUCAGGCAAACCCAGAGGGACCCCCUGCGGUAGCGGCGUCUAUCAUGCACCCUGCCAUGGUUGUUAACGUUAACCCUCAUAUCCUGCCACAUGUGAGGACCCAACAGAAUGGUGACCUGGAAGGCAUGUGCACAAAAGAACACGUCGACGUGACUUUAGUGUCGACCCAAUUGUCGCCUCAGGAUGAGCACAUGGUGAGGCAUGAGAGCGAGACCAACGGCCUCAACUGCGACGUGCACGACGAGUGCCGCACGGACGAUGCUUUGGAUGAUCCCAAGGGCCACGAGCGCAGCAACAUGCCAGACGAGUGUGGCACAGGCGACGAGUGGCUGCCUCGGUGCCAAGGCGUGAGGAUAGGUUCGGCGCCGAACAAGAGGAUUAAGAGCCGGAGCAUGGCAGAGCGGAGGAGGAGGGAGAGGAUCAGUGAGAAGCUACAGAGGCUGAGGGCGAAGGUGAGGGGGCGAGGGGACACAUGCGCGAUGCUGGGCAGAGCUGUAGGGUAUGUAGAUGCGUUGGAGAGGAGAGUGAUGGAGCUAGAGAGGGUUAUCAUGACGGCUGCCGCAUCUGGGAGGAGUUUUUUUGCUAGUAAUGCAUUUUCCGGUGUCGGUUUCGCCAGAAAUGCUUUUGCUAAUGAUGCUGCAACACCGAGUGGGAUACCAGCUGCACUGGUAUCGGUCCCGACUGGCCUUGGGAGUGACGGUGUUGCUGCCUGGCCUUGGGAGUGA
Closterium sp. NIES-65 is the source of this 2112-nucleotide messenger RNA. The record is from the annotation of a GenBank genome assembly. Lineage: Eukaryota; Viridiplantae; Streptophyta; Zygnematophyceae; Desmidiales; Closteriaceae.